UUACGAGCUGACCUUGAAGGCACCGUAACUGCACCGGUAGUAUUGCAUUUUUUACGCGGUGUCCAUGGAGGCACCGUGACUGCACUGGUGGUCGUGCUUUUUUACGAUGUGUUCUUGAAGGCACCGUGGCUGCCCGGGUAGUCGUGCGUUUUGACGAGGUGUCCUCGAAGGCAUCGUGCCUGCUUUACUUCCUGUCUUCCGUAACUUCACCGAAAGCAAAAACACAAGAGGGCUGAGUACUUCUUCGUCCAUUUGCUGACCAAAACAAGGUGGCCCUGAAUGCAUCAUGACGCAGCAAGAGCAGCAGGAGUUCAUGGAGAGACUGGAGGGGGCGCUCUCGUGGAUGAAGGAUGUUGAGGAGAGGCUGAGGACCAAUGACAACACCCAGGGGCCCUGGGACGCCCUGGAAGGCCGACUGAGGGAGACAGAGAAAAUCCACCAAUCCCAGCAUGAAGGUCGUGUGAAGAUGGACAUGGCACUGGUGGCAGCUGAACACCUUCUGGAGAUGGGAGAUGAAGACCUGAGGGCCACCACCCAUGCUAAGCUCAAAGACCUGAAGAUCUGUUGGGAGGAAACGUGUACCUACAUCGUACACUGUCACAGCCGGAUUGAGUGGGUGUGGCUCCACUGGAGUGAGUACAUGAAGGCCUACGAGGAAUUCAUGUCGUGGCUGACCAGGCAGCAGUGCAGCUUGGACGUUGCGCUGGAGCUGCAGCUGGGCCUGAAGGAGAAGCUGUGGCACGUGGACCAGCAGAGAGUGGUGCUGAGCGACAUCCACGGCCAGGCGGCGUUAUUGGAAAGGCUGCUGGACGAAGCCGCGGCACUGCACAGCAGAAUCCAAGACCCUUGCGUGGACCCCGAGGCCCAGGGGAGACUGCAGGAGGCCUACAAAGACAUCAGGGGCAGGGCUGAGGAGCGUCUGUCGCUGCUUGAGAAGAUAGCGGAGGAGCACCACACAUACCAAGGCUGUUUGCAGAGGUUUCAGUCUUGGCUGCUGGCAAAAACCAAGGAAGUGACGGAUCUCAUGGAGAGAGACCAUCCGACAGAGAACAAACUCCAAGCCUUGCAAGCGCUGGAUGACAGCGUAGCCAGUGAGGAAAAAGCUCUGCAGUACAUCGAGGGGGUGUCUGAAGGCGUCCGAGCCAACAGCUCUCCUGCUGGAGCAGAGGUGGUGAUGGAGGAGGCAGAAGAGCUCCGGCUGGGUUGGCAGAGACUCAGGCAGGGUCUGUGUGAGGCCGAGGAGGGUCUGCGCUCCAGCUUGGACGCACGCUGCGAGUACGCCCUCCGAUGCCAGCGACUGGGGGAGGACGUUGGACUCCUCAGGGUACGACUUCAGGGGCUUGACAGAGAACUGGAGGAGGGUGCUGAUGUUGGAGAUGAGUAUGACUCUGUGGAAGAGCUGCUGGGGAGCAAGUGGAGAAAAUACACGGGUGUGAGGGAUUGUGUGGCGGCGGAGGAGUCCCGAGUGGAGCAGCUCAAGUCCCAGCUCAAGCAUCUAUUCCGCUUCUCUGAGGACUCUGGCCACAUCUCUGAUGAUGUCCUGGUGGUUGUCAAGGAACACCAGAGUGUGAAAUGCAAAGCGGCAAGAUUGUGUUCAGAAUCGGAGCGUGUCCUGAGAAAUGCACUCCAGGACCCGCUUCUGUCCUUUGGCCAGUGGAGCCAUGAAGUGUCUGAGGUUCUGGAAGCUUCUGCUAUGGUCACUGACUUCUCCCACAUUGUCAUGUUGCUCAACAAUAUGGAGCGGCUGUUGAAGGACAGUUUUGAGCUGCAGGAACGUUUCAAGUGGCUGAAGACGAAGGAGGACCUGCUAGAGCCUGUGUUUGGACCUGAAGGCAGUGCUGCUCUGCACACUGAGCUCAGUGCUUCCAUGAGGAACAGAGAACUGCUGCACGCUCAGCUGCUACAGAGAAAAGGAAGACUGCAGGGCUUCAUUUCAAGAACAAAGGACUUUGGAGAUGCCUCCACGGUGAUUGUCUCAAAGCUGAGCAACGUGCGGGAGAGGGUGGCGGCAGCUGAAGGACUCCAGCCUGACAUCCUGGCUAAGAAAAGUCAGUGGGACCACUUCAAGGCGAUCCAGAAGGAGCUGGAAGAAUGUGACGCCCAUCUCACAUCUCUGGAAACGCUGAUCUCCUCCAGUCAGAGCAACAGGACUGAGUUUGAGAAGAUCUCUGCUGACUGGAAGCACCUUUGCAAGGCAGUCAGGGUCAAGUUGCGUGAGAGUGAGGAGGGCGUCGCAGAGCAUGAGUGUUUCCAUGACAGUCUUCUGAACGUGGAGAAAUGCUUGAUGGUCAUGAAGCAGAAGAUGGAUUCCUUUAAGAGUGCCGCAGGAGACUGGAGUGUUGCAGGUCGCCAGCACGAGGCGGAGAAAGCACUGGCAGAGUUUCCGGAGAAAGAGUUGCAGCUCCAGCAGAUGGAAGUCCAGGGUCAGAGGGUUUUACGCAGGACUUCACAGGAAGGACGAGUCCAUAUUCUUGGAGAUAUCAAGCGUCUCCAGGAGGCUUGGUUGGCCUUGCGUAGCAUGAGUCUAAACAUUGACGGGCUGCUGAGUGGAUCCACGGAGCAGACAGACUCACAUGUGUGGAAAGUCAGCAUGGAGGAGGUGGAUGCUGGACCUCAUGCUGAAGGCCACCUCCUGCUGCCUGCACAACUCUCAGGAAAGCACAGCCACCAUGCUGGAGAUGGAGAUGGUUCAUCUGCCCUGCCAGCCGCUCAGCAAACUUCCACUCCAGUGGACAAGCAGCAACGUCUCUUGGGAAGGACUGGCACCAGCAGCUCAGGAACAAAGGACACGAUGAACUCAGAAGAAGCUGGUAUGAUGAAAGAGGAAGGCCUGCACCACAGCAAAGGAGCUUUCGUGCUCCUCACACCAGGUUCAGCCCAGCAACAAGAUGCCACAGCCACCCAAGGCUCAAAGGACACGGGUCCAUAUGAGUCCAGAAGGAGGCAGUUUGAGGCUUGGCUAUGCAGAGAGAACCAACUCCUCUCAGGCAUCCUCAGCACCAAGAGAGGAACCCUGAAGAGCAACCAAGGCAAGAUGCAACAGGACACACUGAAGGCUCUGAGGGCAGGACUGCCGUGGGGUCAGAAGCAGCUCCAGAUUUUGCUGCAGGAAAGUAAAGACACUCCGGCACAAGACGCCGCUUUUGAGGAACUUCAUUACCGCUGGAUUCUCUACAAGUCCAAGCUAAAUGAUGUAGGUGCCCUCCGGACCAGGGUGGCCUCAAAGAGUCUUGCUGCUAAACAGAAGGAUCUUACUCCUAAAGCAACGAAGUGGGUGUGGCUGCAGCGAGUGUGUGGGCUGGCACUUCCUGUGUGGCUCCUCCUCCUGGCGUUGGUGCUGCUGGCCUUCCUGCUGCCCAUCAUGGACCAAGACAGCAGCUGCUCUCUCUCCAACAACUUUGCAAGGUCAUUCAAUGUCAUGCUACGCUACUCUGGACCACCACCUACUUAAUGAAAUCAUCGCCUACGUACUACUGUGGACUCUACACUACAAUCUAUAUACACUGUAGUACUCUACAGUAAGUCUAUACAGUAUACUCUACAGCAGGGGUGUCUAACUCAAUUUACCUGGGGAGCCGCUGGAGGUAGAGUCUGAGUGAGGCUGGGCUGCAUCAAGUAUUGGGAGUAGUGCUGGGAAUGUCGGGGUACCUCAUGAUACCACACGCGAUACAUGGCUCACAAUAACAAUAUCUUGAUACAGUAAUAGGGUCAAAUAAAUAAUUUCGCAGUUUAUAUUUUGCUGCAUUCAGCUGGGAUAGGCUCCAGCUUACCCAUGACCCUAAUGAAGACAAGCGGUACAGAAAAUGUGUGGGAUUUUUUACCACAUUUUUAAGUGACUCACUCACUCUUAGUUCAGUGUAGGCUGAUGUGUGCAUCCUACGAGUACCACUGGCUUGUUGCACGCCGUAUUAUUGUAUGUGUUCUUAUUAUAUGUAUUACAGUCACCUUGGAAGACACCAGUUUGAGACCCCUGCUCUAUCGUAAAUCUAUGCUGUAUAUAGACUGGAGUACUGUAUGGGAAGUCUAUAGUACUGUACAGUAGUGUAUAUACAGUAUAAUACAGUAGUAUUUGGGAAGUCUACAGUAUACAGUGUAUGUAUAGUGUACAGCAAGUUGGCAUGAAGAAUAAUUGGUGAUUUGGAAUGAUUUAAUAUUGUUUAGCGUGUGUAAAAGUACAAUUAUUCUCCAUAAAAAAAACAUUUUUUCAUGAUAUUUGAGGAAUGGUUUAUUGGAUUGAUUUCCUACAAGUAAAAUUACCUCACCUUUUCUACCUUUCACUUUUCCUCCGACCUUUGGGAACAAAAACCAAGCGUAUCAUCUGCAUAUGGAUGUAUACAUCUACAAUACAAUACGCUUUA
Dunckerocampus dactyliophorus (ringed pipefish) is the source of this 4358-nucleotide messenger RNA. RefSeq names its product spectrin repeat containing, nuclear envelope family member 3 (gene syne3). Gene Ontology annotation, molecular function: actin filament binding. Gene Ontology annotation, biological process: nuclear migration. The transcript has 18 exons. Lineage: Eukaryota; Metazoa; Chordata; Actinopteri; Syngnathiformes; Syngnathidae. Gene Ontology annotation, cellular component: meiotic nuclear membrane microtubule tethering complex; nuclear outer membrane; cytoplasm. The coding region runs from base 287 to 3451 and encodes 1054 amino acids. The record is from RefSeq and is a predicted model, not a curated record.